Messenger RNA from Thamnophis elegans (Western terrestrial garter snake), 1832 nucleotides. It is a transcript of the gene FLACC1, whose product is annotated as flagellum associated containing coiled-coil domains 1. The transcript has 16 exons. The record is from RefSeq and is a predicted model, not a curated record. Gene Ontology annotation, cellular component: cytoplasm. NCBI's taxonomy places the organism in Eukaryota, Metazoa, Chordata, Lepidosauria, Squamata, Natricidae. The coding region runs from base 1 to 1257 and encodes 418 amino acids.
AUGUCCGAAGCUCCCUUGUUAUAUUGCCCUUGUUGGGAUCCUUGGAAAGCAAGGGGUAAAAGGCUUGUAAAAACUAAAGCAGGCUCACUGAAUCAGAAGUCUAAAAAAACAACAACAGGAGGGAUCCUUAAAGACCAGUCCAAAGUCCAGUUAAAUCCUUCAACUACUUCUAGGGUGAAAUUUUCCACCAAAAUCUAUGCGCAACCAUUAAGAAGCAGAGAACCUCAAGACAUAUCCAAAAUAAUUGAAGAAGAGAUCACGCCUGGUUUUACCUUGUCUCACAGUAAGGAACAUAUUGAUGUCACAUUGGGUGAAGAAUUCUUUGAGAAACCAAAGCCUACACAAGAACGCAUCAAAACUCCCGUGCCUGGCACUCCACCUAAGCUUGAAACGGAAGAUGUUGUUGCUGAUUUAGUGGAGCAGAUUUCUGAGCUGACAGCUAUUAUAGAGCAAUUGCGCCGAGAUCAUCAAGUGACACAUAACAGCAGUUUUGAAUCGCUGGAAAAAGAUAUGGAAGAAAAAUGCAAUGAGAUGCAAGAGGAACAUGAUAAUAAAAUGAGAGACAUUCAAGGAUUUCACAUAACAGAAGUGAAUAAUCUGGAAGAGCAGUAUAAGAAAGAGUUGCGGAACGAGAGGGCGACUGCGCAAGAAAAAUUGGCUACAAUGCAGAAGGAAUACAAAUACCUGAAGAAUGCAUUUCGUAUGUACCAGGAUAGCAUUUCUGAUGAAAUGGAAGAAAAAUGGCUGAGAAGACAGGCGGAAUGGAAAAAAAGUGAGAGGACUGAACGAGAAAAGGCAUUAUUGCAACAAAAGCAAUCUUUAACAAAGAGAUUUGAGACAGAAUUAGAGGAGCAGAAGAAGAUUAUUCAGAAUGACAGUUUUUCGCUAGGCAGAAUUUAUGAAAAAGACAGAGAAGAAUUUCAGCAGCAGCAGCAAAUUGCCCAGGAAAAUAUAGACGCGUUAAAUGCCAAAAUCAAGACAUUGGAGAAUGAAAUAAAUGAGAAGAACGAAACUCUUCAUGCCAUUGCUUCAACCCUUCACAAAACAGAGUUGGAACUUCAGAAGGAGAAAAACAAAAUAGCAGAAAUGGAGAAAACUAUCUUACAAAAAACAUCAUCUGCUGAAGACAAAUAUCGAAUUAAUAUAGCUUCUUUGACAGAAGAAAACAACAUUUUGAGGCGUAAGCUUCUUGAGAAGAAUGAAGAGGUUUUUAAUGAACGGGCCCAAAAAAAUAAUAUAUAUGGACUGUUUGAUUAGAACUAUGCAUGAAGAAUUGGCUCAUGGGAGAUUGGGCGAAGCUAUUUCUUCAGAACAUCAGGCUGAACCUGGAACACCAGAAGUGUCAAAAGAUUCCUUGCGUAUAUGUAUCGUUAUGUUUUUCACUUUAUUCUUAUCAGCUGCUGUCUCAUAAUUUGGUGCUGUAUUUUCUUUCCCUCACUAGCUUGUAAAUAGAAUAAACGUUUCCUGGCCAGAUGGUGGACAUGUUAUAACAUACAUUCUAUAAAAAGGGCACUUCCUGGUCCUGUAGGUUUUAAACCAUCGUUAAAUGACUAGACAAAGUGAAACAUAAACUGGUAGUUUAGACUUUGGUAGUCUAAAUGUCUAUGGAGAUUCUCAGUCACCCAAGGACCCGGUUGUCCCAAAGGUGCUUUUUCAAGAGGCAACUGGACUUUCCGAUUUUUCUUUGAAGACGUUUCGCUUCUGCAGUUAUUAUUAUUUUUUAAUGAACUGGUAGGAUGUAGAACCACCUAUCUAGAACAGUUCUCAUAAAGGUUAUCACCUUUAAAGCCCUACAUGGCCUAGGACCUGGGUAUCUACGAGACCGUCUUCUG